GGCGGAAGUGAAGUCACUUCCGGGCUGGGUGUUUGUUUGGACUGGAGAAGGGAGGCGGCGGGCAAAGCGCGCGUCGAGCGGGGAGCGGCGCUGCCUGUGGAGAUCCGCGGAGGCCGACCGGAUUCGUUGGCUGCCGACCCCGCUGCCGUGCAACUGGGUUAAAAACGACAACUAACGCCAACCAUGAAAGAUCCAAGUCGCAGCAGUACUAGCCCAAGCAUCAUCAAUGAAGAUGUGAUUAUUAACGGUCAUUCUCAUGAAGAUGACAAUCCAUUUGCAGAGUACAUGUGGAUGGAAAAUGAAGAGGAAUUCAACAGACAAAUAGAAGAGGAAUUAUGGGAAGAAGAAUUUAUUGAACGCUGUUUCCAAGAAAUGCUGGAAGAGGAAGAAGAACAUGAGUGGUUUAUUCCAGCUCGAGAUCUCCCACAAACUAUGGACCAAAUUCAAGACCAGUUUAAUGACCUUGUUAUCAGUGAUGGCUCUUCUCUGGAAGAUCUUGUGGUCAAGAGCAAUCUGAAUCCAAAUGCAAAGGAGUUUGUUCCUGGGGUGAAGUACUAAAAUAUUGGAGUAGACGGGGCCCUCUUUUGGUGGAUGUAGCACAAUUUCCACACUGUGAAGGCAGUAUUAGAAGACUUAAUUGUAAAAGCUCUCUCUUGUCACUGUGUUACACUUAUGCAUUGCCAAAGUUUUUGUUAGUCUUGCAUGCUUAAUAAAAGUGCUGAGACUGUUAUUAAGUUAAAAAAAAAAAAAAGCUGUCAAACAUUUACUGAAAAUAGAAUUGGCCCCAUUGCUGAUGUGAAGACAGCGAGGAAAGAAGCACCAGUCAAGUUGUAAGAAAGUACCAAAUUAAAAUGACCUCUAAAUCUAACUUGAAUUGUCUUUUUUGAAGCUUAACUAGACCCUUAUGGAUAACUGACAAUUGUUAAUGUCUGAACUUUUUUUAAAUUAGUAAAUGUAAAUUAAGUUUUAAUUGUUAAGACGAUAUCUCUGUUCAGAUUUAAAAUUUACAUUAGUCCCUUUCAAGAAAAAACUUUUUCUGAAGGUGGCUUGUUAAGACAAUUUGAAAAACUCAAACAGUCAAAUAUAUCUUUGGUUACUGAGGUGACAAGGUAGUGAUCACAUGAUAAUUAGUCCUGGUUUUUAUGAUGUUAUCAUGUAAGAAAUACUGAGUUCUGCUCCGACUAUUAUAUCUGUGGAAAUAUGUGAUUUGAGUAUUUUAUCUCUUUGAAGGAGUCCCUACAUUAUGGCUAUGCCUGUAUAAAAUCCAACAUUUGACCAACCCAUAAUCCAAAACAAACAAAUUGUAAAAUUUGAGUGGUGCUUUCCCUUGCUUUGUUAACCAUCACUACAAUAGUCUGCAGCACAACUUUUCUUUUAACAAAGCUAGAACAGUUUUGGCUUCUUAAACUUCAUAUUUGGGUAGGUUAAGCUGCCAUACGUGUUCAGUGUGAAUAGUGUUUAAGUUGAAAAUAUUGUAAAAAAAUUAUAUUUUUUCAAAAAUAUUUAAAAAAAUAAAUAAUAGUAGAACUGAU
Messenger RNA from Erinaceus europaeus (western European hedgehog), 1532 nucleotides. RefSeq names its product poly(A) binding protein interacting protein 2 (gene PAIP2). The record is from RefSeq and is a predicted model, not a curated record. Gene Ontology annotation, molecular function: mRNA regulatory element binding translation repressor activity. Gene Ontology annotation, cellular component: cytoplasm. NCBI's taxonomy places the organism in Eukaryota, Metazoa, Chordata, Mammalia, Eulipotyphla, Erinaceidae. Bases 184 to 558 code for a protein of 124 amino acids. Gene Ontology annotation, biological process: negative regulation of translational initiation. The transcript has 4 exons.